Camelina sativa (false flax) is the source of this 318-nucleotide messenger RNA. NCBI's taxonomy places the organism in Eukaryota, Viridiplantae, Streptophyta, Magnoliopsida, Brassicales, Brassicaceae. The record is from RefSeq and is a predicted model, not a curated record.
CCUAGAUUUCUGCAAUUGAGAGUGAAUAAAAAAAAAAUGGAGGGUUCGUCGACGAUGAUGGCAAGGAAGACAUGGGAACUGGAGAACAACAUUAUAACAGUAGACCAACCUGAUUCAACCUCUGACACUGUCUUCUACUACGACGAUACUGCGCAGAGUAGGUUCCAGCAGGAGAAACCAUGGGCUAAUGAUCCUCACUACUUCAAGCGAGUUAAGAUCUCAGCGCUCGCUCUUCUUAAGAUGGUGGUCCACGCUCGCUCUGGUGGCACUAUUGAAAUCAUGGGUCUUAUGCANGAAACCCUAGAUUUCUGCAAUUGA